UUUGAUUUUAACCGGCUCAAAGAUUUAAUUUGCAAUUGAAGUUAUUGCUGAUUGUUCUAUCUCAGAGUAAACGGUCGCACGUGUGAAGUGGUACAGUCAUGAAGGCAAUAAUCCAGCGAGUAACCGCUGCAAAGGUUACUGUUGGCGAAGAACUCAUCAGUUCCAUUGGCAAAGGCUUAUGCGUCCUGGUAGGGAUCUCCAGUGAGGAUAACGCCAACGAUGUAGAAUGGCUUGCGAAAAAGCUUCUCAACAUUCGCCUCUUCGAGGAUGCCACCGGCAAACGCUGGUCCCAGAGCGUCCUGGAUCAGCAGCUGGAGAUUCUCUGCAUCAGCCAGUUUACGCUGUACAACCGUAUGAAGGGUAACAAGCCGGACUUCAGUCGAGCGAUGCAGGGACCCGAAGCGCAAACCUUGUACGGUACGUUGUUGCAACGGUUGGCGUCACAGUAUCGGCCGGACAGGGUGCGAGACGGCCGAUUUGGAGCGCUGAUGCAGGUGCACAUUCAGAACGAUGGUCCCGUGACGAUCGAACUGGAAUCUCCUCCGCAGAGCCAACAGGACCGGGAUAAGCUGAAACGGGCCGACGAGCAUAGGGCUAAAAGUAAAAAGCAAUCCGAUGACAGUGGGAUCCCCUCCGGGGAUGUUGGUGUUAAUUUAAACAAUCUAAAGUUAGUAGAAAAGGACAGUCAAUGA
This is a messenger RNA of Sabethes cyaneus, 692 nucleotides long. RefSeq names its product D-aminoacyl-tRNA deacylase (gene Dtd). Gene Ontology annotation, biological process: tRNA metabolic process. The transcript has 3 exons. The record is from RefSeq and is a predicted model, not a curated record. Gene Ontology annotation, molecular function: D-tyrosyl-tRNA(Tyr) deacylase activity. Lineage: Eukaryota; Metazoa; Arthropoda; Insecta; Diptera; Culicidae. Gene Ontology annotation, cellular component: cytoplasm. The coding region runs from base 99 to 692 and encodes 197 amino acids.